Molecule: messenger RNA, 2855 nt
Organism: Corylus avellana
Lineage: Eukaryota; Viridiplantae; Streptophyta; Magnoliopsida; Fagales; Betulaceae
Source: RefSeq, a predicted model, not a curated record
GGCUUGGUGGUUUGUUGAGAAUGAGCAGGUUAAUCGGACCGAAGAAGGCAUUUUCUAGUAAAUGUCUUGUGUGAUACGCCUAGUCUAUUUUUUCAAUGGAAGAUUAUUUUAGCUGAGCAAUUUAAUUGGUGGAGUUGGAUGAAGAACCGAUUGAAGUUAGAGAAAUGGAAAGGCAGUCUGUCCAUACUUGAAGUGAAAAGAUUCGUGUGUUUAGUCAAACAAUAGCUUAUCUCAUUUAAGAAAAUCGUCCUCCAUACACAGAAAUGCGAUUCACCAUUUGGCUUUCAAGUCAAUACAUUCCAAAGUCUGAAGUCUUCUUCUUUAAUCACUGGCCUUAAUAUUGUUUUCCCAUCGAGUGAUGUCACAUAAUUAUAUUUGCCGUUGUUUCCUUGAGACAAUCUCAAAUACCUCACCUAUUCUUCAUUUCAUCCAUCACUUUGAUCUCUUUCCCAGAAAUGGAUUCCUGGCUUUCCUUCUUCAUUAUGUUGUUGGUUUUCGUCGAGGUUCCGGUGUGUUUAUGCUCCUAUGAUUGGUAUACAAGGUGUAGCAGUCGGUUUGACUGCGGGGACAUCACUGGCUUGGGUUAUCCAUUCUGGGGUGAUGGCCGGCCCGAUGGCUGCGGCAAUCCGGAUUCAAAGCUCAUUUGUACGAAAAAUAUCACUAGCAUCGAAAUUAUGAACCUGGAAUACCGCGUUUUGAGUGCCGAUCCUGGCUCCAAAACCCUCAAAAUUGUGAGGGACGACUUCUUGGAUGGAAUUUGUUCACCAGUGUGGGUGAAUACCACCCUGGAUACAGAGCUUUUUGAAUAUGGCCCUAGCCACUUUAGCAUUACGUUACUCUAUGGUUGCCCUUCUUUUCCCAAUUUUUAUCCACCAAUAUCCUUUUGCUCCGUUGAUGGGACCGCUAAUAAAGGCGUUUACAUACAAGACCCUACCGUCCCUGGGGUUUGUGCAAAAAGUGUGGUUGUUCCUGUUCUUGCAACUCUUAAGCAAGAUAUAGGUAAUUGGUCAAGAAUUGAAGACAUCAUCAAAGGAGGAUUCGAUGUGAAGUGGAAGGAGGAUCCAGUUUGUAUUGCCUGCACCGUGUCUAAGGGGGUUUGUGGAUACGACCAGAAUACAAAUCAAACAACUUGCUACUGCCCAAAUCAAUCAUCAAACGGGUUAAAAAUAUGUGCUGCCGGAGACACCCAAGUGCCUUCUAGUAAAUCAGGCAGUAAAGGUUCUAAUAAUGCAGGCAUUGUCAUAGGCGUUGCCGUAGGAGCUGCUGGCAUUGUUGCCGUAUUUCUAGGUUGUUUGGUCUUUGCCAUCAGACAGCGGAGGAAAAAACCUGUCAAUGAAUCUAAAAGCAAAGACCUGCCCACACCUCCUUCAAGCAAAGGCUUUCCAGUUUCUUCAACUAAUUUCUCUCGAAGCACCCCAUCUUAUCCCUCCCCGAAGUUGGAUCUUGAAAGGGGAAGCACGUACUUCGGCGCUCAUAUCUUCAGCUAUGAAGAACUGGAAGAAGCCACUAACCGUUUUGACCCUUCUAGACAACUUGGAGAUGGAGGCUUUGGCACUGUUUACUAUGGCGAGCUGCAUGAUGGGCGUGUAGUUGCUGUGAAGCGCCUAUACGAAAACAAUUUCAAACGCGUUGAGCAGUUCAUGACUGAAGUCGAGAUCCUAACUCGCUUACGGCACCCAAAUCUUGUGCUGCUCCACGGCUGCACCUCAAAACGUAGCCAAGAACUUCUCCUUGUUUACGAAUACAUUUCUAAUGGAACUGUCUCUGAUCAUCUCAAUGGAAACCGGUCGAGUUCUGCUUUAAUGACUUGGCCGGUUCGGUUGAGCAUAGCCAUAGAGUCAGCCGAGGCACUGGCCUACCUCCAUGAAUCGGAUGUUAUCCACCGUGAUGUCAAAACCACCAACAUUCUCCUGGAUGAUAAGUUCCGUGUGAAAGUGUCUGAUUUUGGUUUGUCACGGUUGUUCCCAACGGAUGUCACGCAUGUGUCAACUGCUCCACAAGGAACACCUGGGUAUGUUGAUCCAGAGUAUUACCAGUGCUACCAGCUCACUGACAAAAGCGACGUUUAUAGCUUUGGAGUGGUGUUGGUCGAGCUUAUAUCGUCGUUGCCGGCUGUGGACACCAAUAGACACCGGCACGAUAUAAACCUGGCCAACAUGGCAAUCAACAAGAUUCAGAAUCAUGCAUUGCACGAGUUGGUCGAUCCGUCUCUUGGGUUCGAAAAGGAUUAUGAUGUAAGGAGGAUGACGACGUCGGUGGCGGAACUGGCUUUUCGGUGUUUGCAGCAGGAGAGGGACAUGAGGCCUAGCAUGGAUGAAGUGGUGGAAGUUUUGAGAGGAAUCAAGAACGAAGAGAUUGGAGUACAGAAAGCAGAAGUGGUGGAUAUUAGUGCAGAUGAUGUCGGGCUUUUGAAGAACAUUCCUCCCCCACUUUCACCAGAUUCAUCUGUGAAAUGGGCUAGCAGCUCUACUACACCCAAUUCCUUCUAGCGCUUGAGAUUUCCUCCAACUCUACAGUAGAUGGUAAAUUUGGUAUUGUAUGCCGCCCAUAAGAAGUCAAUAAGUGGGUUAACAUUUCAUUAUCUUGAUGUCGAUUGGUUCUAUUUUGUCUUGAUAGAAGAUGGAUGGAUGAUAGAGAUCCAUGGAUGCUUGUUGGGCAAUGUACAUAGUAAAUACAGCUGUCGAAAGUGAACUUAUUAGUAUUGGGAUGUAUUCACUAUUCAUCAUGCACAUGCUCUGAUGCUUGGCUUACAUACUUCAAUCGUAAAGAUUUUGAAUUAGAUUGUUUUCAUCAAUGAGAAAAUGUUGUGAAUCAAACGAUGACUAAAAUAUAAUGACAACUGCUAAAUUUUCCUC